AUGCAAAAGACGUGUGUACAGACUAUUUUUUUUUGUAGUAACAGUUGUAUUCUAGGUAAUUAUCGAUUAAUUACUGAUCAAUCUAAUUAUAUCGUUACAUUAUCAAAUCCAUUAAUCACAAUUCAUGCUUCGAUUGGUCUUGAUAAUAAACAUACAUCUCCUUUAUUAACAGAAUUAUGGUAUCAACAAAUCAAUCAGCAACCUUUAAUUCUUCAAUCAGGCUCAUAUAUCUUUAAAGCCAAUGACGAAUCAAAUAAAAACCAUAAUAUCUCUUGGAAUUUGAAUCUUUCUCUUAUUAAUAAUAAAUUAGAUUCAUCUUUCAAUUCAAAAUUAUUACUUAACAUACAAUCAACAUUAUUUAAUCAACAAAUUAAUCUUUUUAUUCAAAAAAAACAAGACAAUCAUUGUUCUUAUCCAAAUUCAUCAAAAGAUUUUGCUCUAUGUUGUAAUUUAUGUACUACAGUUACAAAUCAAACAAAUCGUUUUUGGUCAACUAUAACACAUGCAAUGAAUAUUAAUCAAAUACCAGAUAUAAACGAUAUAAUGAUUAUUCAACAUCCAUAUGGAAUACAACAAAAGUUUUUCUAUUAUUCACUCUAUCCAUUUCAUCAAUGGAAGAAAUAUAUAAUAGAUUUUCAUUUUAUCGAUGUUUUAUUCAUUCCGUAUAAACAAUUAGCUAUCUUUGAAUUGUAUUUAUGUGAUGAAAUAUUAUGUAAACUUGUAUUACGAAUAUAUGAAUAUAAAUUAAAUAAAACAAUUGAAUUGCAUAAUCAACUAUAUUGUCCGGAUGUAAUUAUUGAAAAAAAUGUGUCUUCAUUGAUAUAUUUUCAACUUUAUUUUAAUAUAUUAUCGAAUAUGCUUUAUCUAAUUGGAAAACAAAAUAUUUAUGCAUCGAAUGAUUAUGGUACUAAACUUAUUCGUAUAUGGACUAAUGAUUUAUCUUUUACUGAUUUAAUCAUUCUGAAUCCUAUUGUGUUUUCUGAUACUGGUCAUAUUGCUUUUAUCUAUGAAUUGAAAAAUCAUCCUUCAUAUUAUUAUUAUUUUGCUGUUUUUUCAAAAGCAGGUCUUUUCUAUGGAUGGCGUACUCGAUUUUUUCGAUCAUCUGUUCAAAUGGAUGAACCAUUCUUUUUUGACUAUAGUGGUAGUCUUUAUUUCAAUGCGUCACCACCAUUAUUAAUUAUACAAGCAACUGAACAAUCACUCGUUGCAACAUCUUAUCUUUUAGUGAAUAAUAUUCCGGGCCCAUUUUUUGUACGCGAAAUUGAUAUGGAUCGAAUAUUUGUUUUUUGUUCAUUAUCAUCAUGGGAUAAUCGAUUUGAAUUAAUCGGUUCAACACUUCAAUUUGAUAAACUUGGACUAUUUUUCGUUAUAAAUAAGGAUAUAUCAUCUAUAGAAUUUCCUUUUUGUUUACAAACGUCUCGUUUAAACUCUAGUCCACUUAAAACAUCACGACAAUGUGAAUUAAAAUUUCAUUCUUUACAAAAUUCUAAAAAAAUUCAUUUACAACUGUCGAAAUGUACAUUCACUAAUGAAGAUCAAAAUUCGACAAUAAUUACAUCGAAAUACCCAAACAUUUUUAUUGAUUCUAUUAUAAAUAAUACAUUUGCAUCGGGACGAAUUUUUCAAGAUGUUUUAUUCAAUAGUACAUAUGUUGAUCAAUGGAAUAUAAUUCAUAUACAAGUUGAACAAGUAUUAGACAAAUGUUUAUUACAAAAUCUUGGUCAAAAUCAUCAUUCACCAUUAAUCUACAUUCCACCCUCAACAAUUUAUCCAAUUUCUAAUGGUGAUAAUCUCGAUACACUCAUUCAACCUGAAUUUGAAAUUGAUUCUGAUUUAUCAAAACUAAUUCCAAUUGAACCACCUUAUUCAAUAUGUGGUGGAUUUAAAAAUUGUACUUGUAUUUCAUCUUUAAUAUCUUAUCAAUCAAUAAUACAUUGUGCACAACGAUUUUAUAUAAUUAAUUCAACAGUCAAUAAUCGUGUUUAUGUGGAAUUAUGGAUAGGAAAAGAUCGUCUUUAUUUACCGAAUGAUAAGAGUAUUUUUUUAAUUGAAGAACUAUCGAAACGUAAUGAUUAUGAAUUAAUUAAUAAUUCAUGGACAAAUGAAAUGAAGGAAAAUAUUCUUGAAUUAUUCUUGAAAAAUUUGAUUCAUUUAACAGACAAUGAAAUUCAUGUAUUUCAAUUAUUAAAUAGUUCAUUAUCAUAUGGAAAUUUUCUUUUUCUUGGACCAAAUCUUAAAAUAAAAUUUAUGGAUGAAGGUCUCUAUCAUUUUCGUAUAACUUAUUUAUGGGGUGAUCAAUUCUGUUUAACAAGUAUUGAUCUUUUAAUUCUGAUGAUUAGCAAUACACCAACAUUAACUAGUUAUACAUUUAAUUAUUUUUUUAAUUGUAUAUUAAUAUUAAUCUUAAUGUUUAUUUUAUGGAUAAAUUAUGUUAUAUUUUAUGAGAAGAUUUAUAGGAAAAUAUUUGUUCAAUUAAAAAAAGAAAAUUUCUUUGUACAUAGACCUAUUAAUGAUCAUAUUAAUUUUGAAAUGUUAGUUAAAAUUCGAGAACAAUCACAAAAAUUAUUACCUUAUAGAUAUUUACUUAUCAAAGAUGAGAAUAUAUAG
This is a messenger RNA of Adineta steineri, 2607 nucleotides long. The record is from the annotation of a GenBank genome assembly. NCBI's taxonomy places the organism in Eukaryota, Metazoa, Rotifera, Eurotatoria, Adinetida, Adinetidae.